This is a messenger RNA of Aureobasidium vineae, 333 nucleotides long. NCBI's taxonomy places the organism in Eukaryota, Fungi, Ascomycota, Dothideomycetes, Dothideales, Saccotheciaceae. The record is from the annotation of a GenBank genome assembly.
AUGACAUUAGGUGUCUACUACACCGGAGGUAGUCUGAACCCUGCACGUUCGUUCGGUCCUUGCGUUGCCGCUGCCAGCUUCAAUCACGCACACUGGGUACGUAAAUCAAGGGUGCCGAUAGCACAAGUCAACGGCCAUCAAAUGGCUCUUGGCUUCUGUGUGUACCACUCUCACGUAAUUAUGCUAACUGUAUUCUUACCUACAGNNAUAUACUGGAUCGGGCCAUUGCUCGGUGGUGCUCUCGCUGCUGGCUACUAUCGCUUCUGCAAGUACUUCAACUACGAGGAAGCGAACCCCGACCAGGACGAUGCUGGUGCAGACGAGAUUGUCUAA